AAAAUACAACUACAAUCCACAUAUCGAAAUACGGUAGAAGAAAGAAAAAUGACUACUGAGAGUGAAAUUCCAAUUUUAGAUCUUCGAAGGAGUAGUGGAGUGAAUUUAGAAGAAGGAAGCGAUGGAAGAAAAGAAAUGGGCAACAAAGUGAGAGAAGCAUUUGAAACUCAUGGUUGCUUUCUCAUAAGGUGUGAUGAAAUCCCAAAAGAACUACGUGCGGGAUUGUUCGGAAACAUAAAAUCAUUGUUUGAUCUACCUGAGGAGACAAAGAAGAAGUUAUAUAAUCCAAAGCCUUACAGGGGCUACACUAGCAAGAGUCGUGUCAUUCCCCAUUCUGAAAGUUUUGGGAUUGAUAAUUCUCCUAAGGCAGAUACGACUCUUGAAGAAUUUACUAACCUCAUGUGGCCAGAAGGAAAUCCAACUUUUUGUGAGGAACUACGUUCCAUGACCUCAAAAGCACGAGAACUAAGCGUGCUUAUCCUGAAGAUGCUUGUGGAGAGUCUUGGCCUUCCAGAACAAUACAAAUUGGAUGUUGAAGAUCUAAAUAACUACAAUGAUACAAGAGUGACUAGAUAUCAACUUCCUCCAGACACCAAAGAAACUGAGAUUGCACUGACACUUCACACUGACAAAGGCACCUUAGCCCUCAUAUGCGAAAAUGAUGUCCAAGGUCUCCAAGUGUUAUCAAAAACAGGCAAUUAUGUUGAUGUAAAAAUUCCAUAUGAUGGUUUUGUGGUAAUUGUUGGUGACAUACUAAAGGCAUGGAGCAAUGGACGAUUUCAGGCAGCUCCACAUAGAGUGGUGACAAAGGGAGACAAAGAGAGAUUGGUAUUUGUGCUUUUUUCAGUGCCCAAACAAAAUAUGCUCAUUAAGGGGCCUUCUGAGUUUGUGGAUGAUGAUCAUCCUCUUCGUUAUCGAUCAUUCCAUUACGACGAAUUUGUGGAUUAUCAUUAUACAACAAGUACUGAAGAGUCGGUUCUUGAAAAAUUUGCUGGAAUUUGAUCCCUUAUUGUGUCACAUGCAAGGCAAUAAGUCCUUAUUAAUAAAACAGAGUAAUUGGUCUUCUUUGCAAUAGAUUACGAUCUAUCAAAUAUUAUGUAUUGCCUUAUUAUAUAAUGCAAAGUUAUUUAUGUUCUUGCGA
Cicer arietinum (chickpea) is the source of this 1141-nucleotide messenger RNA. Its product is annotated as probable 2-oxoglutarate-dependent dioxygenase AOP1. The record is from RefSeq and is a predicted model, not a curated record. NCBI's taxonomy places the organism in Eukaryota, Viridiplantae, Streptophyta, Magnoliopsida, Fabales, Fabaceae.